This is a messenger RNA of Chaetomium strumarium, 1202 nucleotides long. Its product is annotated as thioredoxin-like protein. NCBI's taxonomy places the organism in Eukaryota, Fungi, Ascomycota, Sordariomycetes, Sordariales, Chaetomiaceae. The record is from RefSeq and is a predicted model, not a curated record. Gene Ontology annotation, biological process: glutathione metabolic process. Gene Ontology annotation, cellular component: mitochondrion; peroxisome. The coding region runs from base 1 to 750 and encodes 249 amino acids. The transcript has 5 exons. Gene Ontology annotation, molecular function: glutathione transferase activity; glutathione peroxidase activity.
AUGGCCCGCCCUAAGAUCACCCUCUACGUCGACACCGUCAGCCCCUUUGCCUACGAGGCGUAUUACGUGCUGCGGCAUGAUCCGGUCUUUAAGAACUGCGAUGUCACAUACGUGCCCAUCUUCCUUGGUGGGCUGAUGCACAAGUGUGGAAAUACACCGCCCCUCAAGAUCAAGAACAAAGACAAGUGGAUCAACGCCGAACGCCUGCGCUGGGCAGGCUAUUUCUCUAUCCCGAUGACGACGGGCCUGCCGCCAGACUUCCCCGCCAACACGCUCCCGGUCAUGCGCGCCCUCUGCGCGAUCGCGGCCUCGGACACCCAGCAGGCUCAGCAACAGCAGCAGCCACGCCUGACGCGCGCGCUCGACGCGCUCUUCGCGAGGCACUGGGUGGACGCAGUGGCGACACACAAACCCGAGGUGCUGAAGCAGACGCUGGUGGGCCUGUUUGGCGAGGCCGAGACCGAGAAGAUACAAGGCAGGGCCAGUUAUGAUGGUACUAGUAACUAUUGGAUGGUGGCUAACCGCAGGGCAACCGCAAUAGUCCUCGCUGAAGCAAGUACGACGGGUAAGAAGGCCCUGCUCGAAAAUACGGACAAGGCAUUCGCCGAGGGUGCGUUCGGCUUGCCGUGGAUGGUCUGCACCAACACCAGGGGCGAGACCGAGGGCUUCUGGGGCGUCGACCACCUCGGUCAGGUGGUUCAGUUCCUCGGGCUGCGCAAGGACGGGAACCCUUGGCGCGCUCUACUGUAAUCUGCACUUCCCUAUCAUGUAUUUCUUGAUUGAUUCACCAUUUGUUUGUACACAGUACAGUCGACCGCCUGUUUGUUCGUUAUUAGCGCCUGACUUGAAGACCACGGUUGCCCCAGUUUUCAAUCUCAACAUCAAACCGGCGAGUUCCUCUGUGGAAGGAAGGUAUCGAUGGGCAGAAUAUUUUGGAUUUCUGCGGUAUGCUCCAUUCUCUUGCGCUGAAUCAAUCCUUUUCCGGCAGUUCUGCAGUGUUGUUGCGGAAUUGGAGACAUGGCUCCCUGUCGCCAGCUCCGAGCUAACAGGGGAUGAACGGUACCUACCCCUUAAGUUACGUUUAGUUGCUCCAAGCCCUGGCAUGGUGUUUGACUCUUGACCGGACCAGGGUGUCGCGUCUCUGCUCCCAUCCGCUCAUCACCGCAACGAAUGUUUUUUUCAGACUCCACCAGGGAACGCGU